AUGUCUUGGUGUGAAUGUGAUCCACAAAUUCUUGGCAAUAUAAUUCUCUACAUCACACAAAAGAACUUAUGUUACAAAAUUCAGUCCAUUGACAACCAUAUUAUAGUAACUGAAGUCCCUGAGCUUGCCAGUGACCACAAAGAAGCAGAUACAAGGUUAGUUUUACAUGCAUCACACGCAUCGCUGGACUACCAAAACAUUGUAAUUAGAAGUCCUGAUACUGAUGUAUUUGUAUUUGCUCUGUCAACUUGUCUUCCGUCAACAGCAUACUUCGAUACUGGUGUUGGUAACAAACGCCGCAUUAUCAAUAUAAAAAAAUGUGAAUCUGAUCUCGGUAAUGAUUUGUCGAUUGCUAUGACCGGAUUUCAUUUGUUUACAGGUUGCGAUUCAACAAGUGCAUUUUAUGGAAAAGGAAAAGCAAUCGCUUUCAAAGUCCUACGGAAGAAAGCGAAGUACUUAGAUGCUUUUAAAACUUUAGGUGAUUCAGUACCACCAUCUGAUGAACUAGUAAAUAUACUGGAAACAUAUGUCUGUGAUUUAUACGGGGCUGAACAAGAAGAAUCAGUUAAUUCCGCUCGUUACAUAUUAUUCAAAUCUGGUAAAUUUAGCGAGGAAGCGUUACCACCAAAUAAAGAUUCGCUUGUUCAACACAUUAAAAGAGCUAAUUAUGAAGCUUUUAUCAGAAAACAAUCAUAUAUAGCAGUGAUUAACCCACCAAGUCCUUUUGGAAAUGGUUGGUUUAAUGAUCAAGGUUCAAUUGCCAUAUCUUGGAUGGAAAUGCCUGCUGCACCCGAUUCGUUGCUUGAUUUUGUUCACUGUUAUUGCCGUGAUUGUUCCACUAAAAGAUGUUCUUGUAAUAAAGCUGGUGUCGUUUGCACAGACCUUUGCAAAUGUAAUGGUUGCAGAAAUCAUGGUGGUGACCAUCAAGAAGCGGAUGAUGAUAACCAAUCAGAUGAAUCAUACGAAUCUGAGUCUGAUAAUGAUUAG
This is a messenger RNA of Hydra vulgaris (swiftwater hydra), 987 nucleotides long. RefSeq lists its product as uncharacterized. NCBI's taxonomy places the organism in Eukaryota, Metazoa, Cnidaria, Hydrozoa, Anthoathecata, Hydridae. The record is from RefSeq and is a predicted model, not a curated record.